Peronospora matthiolae is the source of this 1287-nucleotide messenger RNA. The record is from the annotation of a GenBank genome assembly. NCBI's taxonomy places the organism in Eukaryota, Oomycota, Peronosporomycetes, Peronosporales, Peronosporaceae.
AUGGCGCGGUGGUUUUCAUUCUUUGCGGAAUACAACUUUACGGUCGAGUACAAACCAGGACGACUUAAUGUCGUCGCUGAUGCACUCUCACGUCGUCCCGACUUUGAAACAGUCGCGAAACCCAACAGUGAGACAGUCACUGUUGCGGUUAUGACGUCCUCAGUCCCAUCUACAACGUUGUAUGAUGAUGUGAGGCGGGCAUACGCCCAAGAUGCCGUUUCUGGUGACACACCACGUGUUGUCAUUCCAGAUGAUACUGAUCUGCGUUUGCGGAUCAUGUUCGAGUAUCACGAUGCUCCUAUAGGAGGACAUCGUGGCCGAGAGAAAACAUAUCUCACGGUAAGUCGAGACUUUUACUGGCCCCGCCAGUAUCAGUUUGUGCGAAAGUAUGUUCGCGCAUGCGAAGUCUGUCAACGAGUGAAGUCAAGUCCUUCACUGCGUGCACCUUUACAGCCUCUACCGGUUCCGGCUGAGUGCUGGAAAUCCAUCUCAAUGGAUUUCGUCUUCGGGUUACCCAAAGACGCACGCGGGAAUACGGGUAUUCUCGUAUUUGUUGACAGAUUCAGCAAAAUGGUACACCUUGUGGCUGUACCAGAGACAAUCACGGCAAGUGGCUGUGCUUGUGUCUUUAUUGACAUCAUCUUCCGACUUCAUGGGUUGCCCCGUGAACUCGUAUCAGACAGAGAUCCACGAUUCACUGCUGAUUUCUGGCGUUCCGUGUUCAAAUCACUCGGAACGCGCUUGAAGAUGUCGACAUCUGAUCAUCCAGAGUCAGAUGGUCAGACGGAACGUGCCAAUCGUGUCCUUGAAGAGAUACUUCGAGGAUACGUACACUCCUUCAAGAGUUGGAGUGAGUUUUUGCCAAUGGUAGAGUUUGCCAUCAACAACUCGGUGCAUGCGUCCACGACACAUACACCGUUUUACGUGAAUGGCUUGCGCCAUCCGCAUGUACCCACCUUACUAGAGUGUAACUCUGGUUUAAGGGGGGGAGGGACUCGCGCGAGCAAAAACCGAUUUGGUUCACGCUCAUCACGCUCUGACGAGGAAGUCAUUGCCGAUAUCGAUAACAUCGAUAUCGAAGAAGAUGAUGCCAGUGAGAGUGCGGAAGCCCUCACUGAAGAAGAUGAUCCCAGUGAGAGUGCGGAAGCCCUCACUGAAGAAAAGGUUGAUGUUGCUGCAGUGCGCUCACAGCACACUGAAGCUAACGAGUCAUCAGAUGAGUUCAUACUGGCUCGUGAAACGGUAGUCCGUUUUGUGCAAGACUCCAUCGCCGAAGCGGUGACUUAG